Malus domestica (apple) is the source of this 2329-nucleotide messenger RNA. RefSeq lists its product as uncharacterized. Lineage: Eukaryota; Viridiplantae; Streptophyta; Magnoliopsida; Rosales; Rosaceae. The record is from RefSeq and is a predicted model, not a curated record. Gene Ontology annotation, molecular function: protein serine/threonine kinase activator activity; ATP binding; protein kinase activity. Gene Ontology annotation, biological process: protein phosphorylation.
GCGACUCCCAUUUGGGAUAUGAAUGAAAAGCUGUUUCUUUUACAAUUUCUCUGUCAUUUCCUUUAUUCUCUGCAAUUCGCCUCUUGGUCCUUCUGGAACCUACCACGCUUUCACGUCGGAACGCAGCGAAACCGAUACGAAACGACACGAACUGGUCCUACGGAUUCGGUACUCUCGCUGGUGAUUCUUCAGGGUCGUCCGUCCUCUUAAAGCGGUUAAUUUUUCUCAUCAAGGAUUAUUUUGUUAUGUAUUCAUAAGACGUCAAUCAUUGCCUUCCGCAUGCACGCCAUAGGAUAACAUUCGAGUUGGUCUUGUGAGAAUAGUGGGCAGUUCAAAUUCGCGAGGCAUUAUUCUGCACUUAUUGCCUAAUUUACUAGAUAUGGCCAUAUGCUCUCAAUGCUGAUUUUCUACGUACUGGUUCACCAAGUUUUAUCAAUAAUUUUUGGCAGCGGAUGAAAUCAUAGUGUUGCCUAUUUGGAGAUAUCAAUAUUUUAUAAUUAGUUAUGGGUUCCUGAAAUUAAUUGGGCUAUAAAUGGACACAUAUGGUGAGAACAAUAUCUUGAUGGAGUUACUGGAUGUAUCUGCAAUUUUGUGUUGAACAAAGGGAAAAUGCUAUCAAGUUGGAAACCCCGUACUGAUUUGAUGCUUAUCUCCUUGGGGUACACCUUAAUCUUGUUCGUUGGGAUAUCUAGAACUAGAGAGUAUUUAAACAGUGUGAUAUAAGAAGAAACCAUGGAGUAUGAAUCAAAUAAACGAUUUCCUUUGGAUGCAAAAGAUUAUAAGUUAUAUGAAGAAGUUGGUGAAGGUGUCAGUGCUUCCGUGUACAGGGCACUCUGUAUACCACUUAAUGAGAUAGUUGCUAUCAAGGUUCUUGAUCUGGAAAAGUGUAACAAUGACCUGGAUGGUAUCCGACGGGAGGUUAAUACAAUGACUUUGAUUAAACACCAAAAUUUAGUACGAGCACAUUGUUCAUUCACUGCUGGCCACAGCCUUUGGGUCGUGAUGCCAUAUAUGGCUGGAGGGUCCUGCCAGCAUAUAAUGAAAUCUUCUUAUCCUGAAGGGUUUGAAGAGCCUGUUAUUGCGACUUUAUUGAACGAAGUUCUCAAAGCUCUUGUGUAUCUUCAUGCUCAGGGCGACAUCCAUAGAGAUGUGAAGGCUGGGAAUAUUUUAAUUGACUCUAAUGGUGCCGUCAAGUUAGCAGACUUUGGAGUGUCCGCAUGCAUGUUCGAUGCUGGUGAUAGACAACGUUCCAGAAAUACGUUUGUUGGAACUCCAUGCUGGAUGGCUCCUGAAGUUAUGCAGGAGUUACCUGGAUAUGACUUCAAAGCAGACAUCUGGUCAUUUGGAAUAACAGCGCUUGAGCUUGCUCAUGGUCAUGCCCCAUUUUCUAAGUAUCCGCCCAUGAAAGUUUUGCUUAUGACUUUACAAAAUGCACCCCCAGGCCUUGACUAUGAAAGAGACAAAAGAUUUUCAAAGUCUUUCAAAGGGAUGGUAGGUGCUUGCUUAGUGAAGGAUCCAAAGAAGCGUCCAUCUUCAGAGAAGCUUUUGAAGCACCAUUUUUUCAAACAUGCACGACCUGUUGAAUAUCUGUCGCGAACCAUUCUUGAGGGUCUUUCUCCAUUGGGUGAACGUUUCAGGAUGCUGAAGGCAAAAGAAUCCGAUCUUCUUGUGCCGAAUAAGGCUCUCUAUGGGGAUGAACAUUUAUCACAGCAAGAGUAUAUCCGAGGAAUCAGUGCCUGGAAUUUCAACAUUGAGGAUUUAAAAAAUCAGGCUGCCCUUCAGAUUGAAGAGGAUGGCAUGCCCAAUGCAUCAAGUGAGAAGCAAAUUGACAAGGACGAGGAUGUUAGUUUUCCAGCGAAGAGGGAAGCCACUGAGAUGGAAAUCCAAGCAAAUGCUGUGCCUUACGAGGAGGAUGGCUUCAACGAUCUGCAUGAUUUGUGAGGAUGAUGUGAGUGCAUCUAGUCCUAGAAACAUUGCUCAAGAAAAUGGAAGAAGUGAAGGUGAGACUUCAAGGCAAUGUUGUUCUUUACCACGUCAUGUUAAUCCCGAGCCUAAAAAGUUUUGGAGUGGUUCACUGUAACUGGAUAAUGUGCUUUCUCCCAAAAAGGUUAUUGGCAAUGGUGAAAGGUAAGUGUUCUUAUGAUGAAGUUGAUUGGGUUGUUUAAUGUGCUUUUUCUUGUUGCCUAGUAUUGUUAUGAGUCAUCCUUUGUUGGAACCACACUGUAUUUUUUUAUUUUUCACGUUGAAACCAUCAUAUGAUAAUAUUGUAUACGUUGGAUCAAAUUUCAAGAUCUUUGCCCGCACACGUGGCUGUCUGUGAUUUCGCUUU